AUACCCAGGCUAACCAAACGCCGUACGACAUAAACGCAAGGUCGCAAAACUCCAGAGAAGCCAGUGCACUGUGAGGAAAAUUGCCACACAAUGAAACCGCUGAGAGAGACACCUGAGGCUGCAGCUGAGCGCCGUGAGAAGGAUCGACAGCGGAAGAGACUGAAGAAGACAUUGGAGUCACCUCAGGUUGCAGCUGAGCGCCGUGAGUACGAUCGCAAGCGACAGAGACAAAAGAGGUCAUUGGAGCCACCUCACGUUAAAGCUGAGCGCCGUGAGAUUGAUCGCCAUAGAAAGAGACUGAGGCAGUCAUUGGAGCCACCUCACGUUACAGGUUUUCCAUGGAACAGGGAACCAGACGUCAAGCCAGACAUGGCCAUCACAAAUCCCUGA
Messenger RNA from Scomber scombrus (Atlantic mackerel), 390 nucleotides. RefSeq lists its product as uncharacterized. The transcript has 6 exons. Lineage: Eukaryota; Metazoa; Chordata; Actinopteri; Scombriformes; Scombridae. The coding region runs from base 91 to 390 and encodes 99 amino acids. The record is from RefSeq and is a predicted model, not a curated record.